AUGAAAUUCAAGAGAACGAUACAGAAAACAUUUGGAUCGUCGAAAGUGAAGAGCAUACAGAUGCAUCCCACGAAGGCGAUGGCGAUCAUAGGAUUGUUCAGCGGGUCAGUGCAGAUCUGGGAUACGGAAAAGAUGUGCAUGCUGAAUGACAUCCAUGUAUCGAAUGAGCCUAUCCGAACCUGUAUGAUUCUAAGCAAGAUGGAUUGGCUUCUUGUGGGGAGCGACGAUGGAAAUGUCAGUGUGUAUGAGCUGGGAAAGUACAGAAAGAUCAAAACACUUCAUGCACAUGACGACUUCAUUAGAAAGAUCGAGGGUCAUCCACAGGACUCACUGUUUCUGACUGCCUCUGAUGAUGCAACGAUGAAGAUGUGGGCAUAUGAAGGGGAAAUCAGCCAAAAGAUGGUUUACACAGGCCACACGCAUUUUGUGAUGGACGUGUGUUUCUAUCCAAAUGACAGCAGCAAGUUUGUUUCGUGCUCCUUAGAUUCGACGAUCAAGGUGUGGAACGUGGGCCAGGCGCAUUGUAUAAAAACAUUCAAAGGACAUACAUCUGGAAUAAACAGCAUAUGCUUCCUUAGCGGGGACUAUUUGGUUUCUGGGGCUGAUGACCUGAUGCUGAAGGUCUGGGACUUUCAGACGACUCAGUGUAUAACAACUCUUUCUGGGCAUACAAACAAUAUCAACAAGGUGUAUCCGCUUGCCGGCUUUCCGUUGUUUGCCUCGUGCGGAGAGGACGGAAGUGUAAGACUAUGGAACAACAAAACGUUCAAGCAGGAGGAUCUACUUAUGCUACAGGGGGGAAGGGUCUGGGAUGUGAAGGAGAAAAACGGAAAGAUGGUUGUUGGUUGUGACGAGGAGCUUAUUUUUAUUGAUGCACAUCAGGGGACGUCUUUGGUCAGGAUGAGCAGGAGCAGGAUAUUCUAUUCUGUUUCUGGGUCUAUUUUCGGAGCCAAGAGCGGAAACAUAGGUGUGGUCAAGGAGCUGUGUAAUGUUGGGUUUUAUCCUGAUGAGCUAGAGGUUUCUCCGAGCGGGAAGACAAUAGCAGUUGGAAAUGAGGGGGAGUUUCAGAUAUUUUCAUCCCUGGGGUUCCGAAACAAGUUUAAUGGGGAGGGAAGAGACUUUCACUUCAUAAGUGACGACGAGUUUAUUGUGAGAAACGGAGAUGAGGUGAGGUUUUACAAGAAAACAGAGGUCACCGGGGUCAUUGAGAUAAAGGGCAUUAGCAAGCUGUUUUUCCUGAGCACCGCUUUAAUAGGAUGCAAUGUUUGCGACCAGACAAGGAUCUAUUCGUCGUCUGGAGAGUUCAUUUUAUCCAUCGACGAUGCUUCUGACCACCUAGUCAUGGUUGGAGACUUUUUAGUUGCAUGCGGAGCAUUGAUAAGGAUAUACAGGGUGAACCAUGAGGUCAUCAAUGGAUUCAUUGAGCAGGAGAUUGAGGUUCCCGAGGAGGGGAUAACCGAUGCAUUAACGCAUGUUGGAACUGAAUACUACUCGGUUUCGUCAUGGUGCACAGGAGACGGGAUAUUCUACUUUGUGUCGAAUAAUAAGGGAUACUACCUUAUCUUGGGCGACAGGCUUUAUGUACAUCACUUUUCACCUAUUGACGGAAUAGCUGCGGGUGUUGAAGACGGGACUCUAUUCUAUCUUCAUGGCAAGGAUAUUGAGUCAAAAAAGAUCGACAUGGAGUUUCUCGAAUUCCAGAGGUCUGUGAUACUUGGGAAGGAGUAUAGGAUCACGGAGGGGAUACGCAGCAAGGCAAUUGCAUUUUUUGAGUCUCUAGAAAUGCACGAGAGGGCUCUAGAUCUUUGCAACGAUGAUAAUCAGAAGUUUGAGAUUCUCCUGAAGUUAGAUAGAUAUGACGAGGCGUUUUCAAAGGCAAACAGCAUAGUCAAGUACGACAAGCUCGGAAGAUACUUCCUCAAGGCAGGGGAGCUGUCUAAGGCGUCUGAGUGCUUUCUCAGAUCAAAGAACUGGGAGAGCCUCCUCCUUGCAGAUAUCUUAUCUGGGAAAAGGAAUCUUAGUGUUGCUGGAACAGAAUGCAGAAAGGAGGGGAGGCUUAACCAUGCAUUCUUUGCAUAUCUAAAGGGUGGCCAGUAUGGAGAAUGUGCAAAGUUGCUAGAGGGCACACCUUUCUCAUCGCUGUUUUGCAAAAACUACCUUGAUUAA
Messenger RNA from Encephalitozoon hellem ATCC 50504, 2166 nucleotides. RefSeq names its product WD40 domain-containing protein. The record is from RefSeq and is a predicted model, not a curated record. Gene Ontology annotation, biological process: intra-Golgi vesicle-mediated transport; intracellular protein transport; endoplasmic reticulum to Golgi vesicle-mediated transport. Gene Ontology annotation, molecular function: structural molecule activity; protein binding. Gene Ontology annotation, cellular component: COPI vesicle coat. The transcript has a single exon. Lineage: Eukaryota; Fungi; Microsporidia; Unikaryonidae. The coding region runs from base 1 to 2166 and encodes 721 amino acids.